UGUUUAUAAAAGACACUCUCAUGUUGUUUCUUUUUCUGAAAAUCUGAUGUUUCAACAUCCAGUCCAGGACAGAAGAUAAAAUAGAGCGAUUCAAGAAAGCAGUUGAGUACUAUUCUGUCACAACCAAACUCUCUUCGCUUCCAGUGGGUCCCUCCUUUCUAGGCUUUCGAAAUAAUCGGCUUGGAAAUCCUCCCCUUCCAAGAAAUCAAAUGGGCACCAUUUCUGCUGGAAAGCCAAUGUUUUCUCACCACGUGCCCCAGAAAAUGAAAUAUCCACCACCAUUCCCAAUGGGACCCAACUCAUCUCUUCUUUUCUCCUCCCAUGCUCUGGGGGAAUCCAGUGCUUUUUCUGAGGAUCCCAUGCUUCAGGACAACCCCUUUACCAGUUGGGCUGUCUCUUAUGACUCCUCUGCAUCCCAGUUUCCCAAUUACCUGACUUCCAAAGCCUCACCUCCUUUGGGACCAGACUCUUCCCCCUCCUCUUCCUCUGAGGGUGAUGAGCCAAAUGGAGCCAAUUCCGAUCACAUCACAGAAGCACUUCAACAGCAGCCUGGAUGGGACGAUCCCAGUGGUGACAGAGGGUCUUGGGUACAGCCUGUUGAUGCUGGAGUUUCAGAAGCCAGCCUAGGUGAUGGUGAACCUCACAUCCCAUCUCUGUUAUCUAUGUCUACAAGGAACCACAUGGACAUCACCAUUCCACCCUUACCUCCAGUAGCUCCCGAAGUCUUGCGGGUUGCCGAACACAGACACCGGAGGGGUCUUAUGUAUCCGUAUAUCUACCAUGUCCUCACUAAGGGUGAGAUUAAGAUCCCUGUAUGUAUUGAGGAUGAGUGUAACAUGGAACUGCCUCCAGCUGCUCUCCUGUUCCGGUCAGCUCGUCAAUAUGUAUAUGGAGUCCUUUUUAGUCUGGCAGAGACACAACGGAAAAUGGAACGCCUGGCUAUACGUCGGCGGCUACCCUUAGAAAUUCCUUCAGUGAUCCUUAAAGAGUGGUCUGCCUAUAAAGGGAAGUCACCUCAAACCCCUGAACUCGUAUCUGCACUGACAUUUCGGGAAUGGACUUGCCCCAACCUCAAAAAGCUCUGGCUAGGCAAAGCAGUUGAGGACAAGAACAGAAGGAUGAGGGCUUUCCUGGCCUGUAUGAAGUCAGACACACCCAGUAUGCUCAAUCCUGCUAAUGUUCCUACUCAUCUGCUGCUCAUGUGCUGUGUACUCCGGUAAGCCAUAUGACAGGGUUUCUCUUCUACUUUUUUGGACAUUUCCU
Messenger RNA from Castor canadensis (American beaver), 1263 nucleotides. The record is from RefSeq and is a predicted model, not a curated record. Lineage: Eukaryota; Metazoa; Chordata; Mammalia; Rodentia; Castoridae.